AAAACCGCCAUUUUGAUUUGUUUGUUGACAGAGAUACGUGCAUGCGAGCUGCGAGCCAAAGUGCUUUGGAAAGGACAGUGCAAGCUGGAUGGAGGGAUACAAGCUCCUUCAAAGACUUGGCAAAGGAGCACAAGGCUCAGUUUUUCUUGUUGAAAGCAAAGAGGACAAGAAGAAAUAUGUCUUGAAAAAGGUAGAGUGCAAUGAUGAAAAUGAAGCAAACAAGGCCUUUAAAGAGGCCCUGGCACUGAAGGAGCUCAGACACCCAUAUAUCUGUGGGUAUAAAGAGUUUUUUGUUACUUGGGAUAAGGAGGAAUCAGCCAUGUUUGUGUGCAUUGUGAUGGAUUACUAUAAAUUAGGUGAUCUGGACAGAGCACUAAAGCAGAAACGGGCUAAGGCGGAGGCAAUAGAAGAAGUGAUAUUAAAGAAGUGGUUUGGGCAGAUGCUAGAAGCCAUGGUGUUUGUCCACAAAAAGGGAAUGAUCCACAGGGAUUUGAAGCCUAGCAAUAUUUUCAUGGCGGAUAAUCUAUCAAUAUCAAUAGGGGACUUUGGGGUUGCAACAAUCAUGGGCGAUGCAAGGACGCGAACCAGAACAACUGUUGGUAGCAUGAACUGGAUGGCACCAGAAGUGCUGGAGAGACCAUAUGAUGAAAGAACAGAUAUCUGGAGCUUAGGAUGUAUUCUCCUGGAAAUGGCGACUUGUGGUUUUAUGGAUGCCGCUCAAAUAGGAGGCACACUUUUCCAGAUCAAACAGUCACCGCAAGUACUGGAAGAUGUUCUCGAGACUGUUGCAAAGGCAUAUUCUCCUGAUCUCUGUCAAGUUAUUCGCACUAUGCUCCGAAGAAAUUUUCAGCAAAGGCCAACGGCGCAAGAGCUUGUGGACUUACCAUAUGUGCAAGAGUGUCUAAAACUUUAUGGUUCAUCUUUGAUGGGUCUGUCGCCAGCUACUGAUGAAAACACUGGAAAAGGUCAUGUGUUUUAUUCUUUAUCUCCAGAUGUACCAAAAGUACCUAAGGAAAAAGGGGUUGAAGCCGUUUUAGCUUACAUGAAAGAUAACAAAGGGAAUCCACAAUGUCAGGAAGAUGCUUUGAACGUAUUAAUCGAUUUUGUAAACAAAGGAAAAUCCAUCACUUCAGGAGGAAAGAAACUGAUAGCUGAAAUCCUAAAAGCACAUGCAGCAACUUUGAAGGUGCAAAUCAAAGGCUGCUUGUUGCUGGCCUCACUCGCCACAACUGCUGACGAAGGUGACGUCAUGUAUACGAAAGAUCUAGUAUCACCAGUGGCAUUAGCAAUGAAGUCCCAUGCUGGAUCACUGGACCUUCAGGUCGCUGCCACACAGCUACUGAUGACUUUGUCAGCAGAUGAGGUUGCUGCUGAAGUCAUUGGCAAACUUGGAGGAGUACAAGACAUCUUAGCCGCUCUUAGGGCAUUUCCAAACAGCUCAGCAAUAGCGGGGAACUGUUGUGGAGCUCUUUGGAGUUUAUCGGUUAACGAAGGGAAUGCAAAGAUUGUUACUGAAGAGAAAGGCCUGCAAGAUGUUAUCAACGUCUUUGAAAAGCACGCUGAGCAGUCUGGCGUUAUCGAAGCCGCCUGUUCUGCUUUGUGGUCACUUUCAAUGGAAGAUGAGAAUAUUGAGAUUAUGUCCGACAACAAUGUUAUAUCAUUGAUCGUUCAAGCCCUUGAAACGCACAAAAAAGAUCCGAAAGUUGUCAAAAAUGCUGCCAUGGCAUUGGCCAGUAUUGUCGAAGUGGAUGAGGCUUCUGCCUACGAGCUUAUUCGAUGCGAGGAUGGUCCUGCGGGAAUCGAUGUACUGUUACAAGCAUAUUUAGCGAACAAAGAUAAUGAAGACGUCGUCGAAAACUUUAGUACUGUUGUUGCUGAACUUGGGGAAUACGAUGAUGUCCGAGAUGAGUUGAGAAGCAAGAAAUUUCAAGAUGUUUUAAGUGAAGCAAAGAUAAAAUUUACUUCGAAUGGGGAAGUUAUAUCAGCAGUGAACAAUGCUCUUGUCGCCCUCGGAGAGGCGAAAGGACUCAAACGAAGCGGCUCUGCUCGAUCCCGUCCAAGAAGCGCUGCGCAGGCUCGCAAGUAACCAACAAAUGUGCACCAGUUGAUGCUAUAUCUUUAGUUUUGAAGGGGAUAUAUUUCUUGAUGUUGUCAAUAAUUCUAACGCGAUUUUUAAUUGCUGUAAAGUUGCCAGAUUUAAAAACUGAUUACAGUCUAUGAAGACUAUGAACUGUUAAUAGAAAGUUGAUUAAUAAUUUUCAUGUGCAUACACACUAUUAAAAUGCUUGUUGAUCAAAACAAUUUUUGUAGUAACCAUCGUUUAUAAAAAGUCGAGAAUGUGAUUUUUUCAAA
This is a messenger RNA of Rhopilema esculentum, 2352 nucleotides long. Lineage: Eukaryota; Metazoa; Cnidaria; Scyphozoa; Rhizostomeae; Rhizostomatidae. The record is from RefSeq and is a predicted model, not a curated record.